GCCUCGGCAACUUCUGUUGCCGACUGUUACCCAUGGACGGUCGUCACCAUCCUCACUUUCACUAGUGAACUCGCUAUGUUCGUUGGCGGUUCUAAAGGUGAUGGGCUCGGUUGUUCUCUCUGUGAGAGUAUUGACAUUAUCGUCGAUCUCGACACUCGUUAUCGCAUCUAGGGCUAUGUUACUCUCCUGCUCGACUUUGAAGUCAAUGACAGGGCUACUCGCACGGACCAUGUCGCUGUACGAGCGUAUGGGUCCUGCUGCGGACGAACUACAGUUUUCGGCCUCCGAUGGCCGCCCCACCGAGGUUAGAGGGGACUCUACAGAGUCGGGCAGCGCGGCCUUGAGACCGGGGCCCUCCGCCGGAGUGUGAGCACUAGAUAACGCUUCGUUAGCAAGGUCUCCGAAGAAAUCACCUACUUUGAAGUUUUUUAACACGAGUGGGAGUUGACAACGAACUAGCUCUAGCGCGUGUGCGCGAGCGAAGGUUGUAACAGGGGAUUUUUGACAUGGUUUGUUGAUUUCGGGUUUGGGGUUUGUCACUGUCGAUGAAUGUGGUGGGCCAGACCAGUUAACUGAGUGACUAGGAGUGUUUGAGAGAAAAGAGGAAAGGCUUGGAGAAGGUUAAAAAAUAUGUGACGGCAAGUAGAAGUUUCUUUUAAGACUUUAGAUGACGGCACAAGGUAGAGUACAAUCUCGCGCAAUGUUAACCAGAUACC
This is a messenger RNA of Suillus paluster, 716 nucleotides long. RefSeq lists its product as uncharacterized. The transcript has a single exon. The record is from RefSeq and is a predicted model, not a curated record. NCBI's taxonomy places the organism in Eukaryota, Fungi, Basidiomycota, Agaricomycetes, Boletales, Suillaceae. Bases 101 to 370 code for a protein of 89 amino acids.